Messenger RNA from Lycium barbarum (goji berry), 1857 nucleotides. RefSeq names its product anthocyanidin 3-O-glucosyltransferase 2-like. Lineage: Eukaryota; Viridiplantae; Streptophyta; Magnoliopsida; Solanales; Solanaceae. The coding region runs from base 247 to 1683 and encodes 478 amino acids. Gene Ontology annotation, molecular function: UDP-glycosyltransferase activity. The record is from RefSeq and is a predicted model, not a curated record. The transcript has a single exon.
AGUUCAAGGAAAUUGCUUCUCAUCAGACCAGCAAAGCAGUGACAUCAUUCAGGUUCUUCGAACCAAUGUUGAAUUAUUAUUCUCCAAGUUACUUUACACUUUAUAAACCUCCAAUGACAUACCAUGAUCUCAGUAAGACCACAAACUUCCACUGAAACAUAGUCAAAGCAAGUAAGCAUACUUCCACGGAAACAUACUCAAAAACAUUUUCGGACACCUCUGAAAUCCAGUAAACAAGUGAAGGAAAUGAAGAGAGUAGAGUUAGUAUUCAUUCCUGGUCCUGGGAUGGGUCACCUUGUAUCCACUGUGGAGAUGGCAAAGCAACUAGUAGAUAGAGAAGAUCAACUUUCCAUCACAGUUCUCAUCAUGACACUACCCAUGGAGACAAAGAUCCCAUCAUAUACUAAAUCACUGUCCUCAAACUACACUUCUCGCAUAAGGUUGCUUGAACUUACCCAACCUGAGACCUCAGUUAAUAUGGGCAGUGCUACUCAUCCCAUGAAGUUUAUGUCAGAGUUCAUCACCAGCUACAAGGGUCGCGUCAAAGACGCCGUUGCUGAUAUGUUUAGUUCGUUAAGCUCUGUGAAGCUUGCGGGAUUUGUAAUAGACAUGUUCUGCACUGCAAUGAUUGAUGUAGCGAACGAUUUUGGAGUCCCAAGUUAUCUCUUCUACACUUCUGGUGCAGCUAUGCUAGGACUCCAAUUCCAUUUUCAAAGUCUAAUUAGCCAGAAUGUGCUUAGCUACCUCGAUUCUGAGUCAGAAGUACUGAUCCCCACUUACAUUAAUCCGGUUCCAGUCAAAUGUUUGCCUGGGUUAAUCCUAGACAAUGAUGAAUAUAGCAUCAUGUUCCUCGAUCUUGCAAGAAGAUUCAAGGAGACGAAAGGAAUUAUGGUGAACACUUUUGUUGAGGUUGAAUCGCACGCUUUGAAAGCUCUCUCUGAUGAUGAGAAAAUCCCACCAAUCUACCCUGUUGGGCCUAUACUAAACCUUGGAGGUGGUAAUGAUGGUCACGGAAAAGAAUAUGAUUCGAUUAUGAAGUGGCUUGACGGGCAGCCUAAUUCAUCAGUGGUUUUCCUCUGCUUUGGAAGCAUGGGGAGUUUCGAAGAAGAUCAGGUGAAGGAAAUAGCAAAUGCUCUAGAGAGCAGUGGCUACCAGUUCUUGUGGUCGCUAAGGCAACCUCCACCAAAAGACAAGCUACAAUUCCCAAGCGAAUUCGAGAAUCUUGAGGAAGUCUUGCCGGAGGGAUUCUUGCAAAGGACUAAAGGAAGGGGAAAGAUGAUAGGAUGGGCACCCCAGGUGGCUAUUUUGUCUCAUCCUUCAGUAGGAGGAUUCGUAUCUCAUUGUGGUUGGAAUUCGACUCUGGAGAGUGUUCGUAGUGGAGUGCCGAUGGCAACAUGGCCAAUGUAUGCAGAACAACAGAGCAAUGCAUUUCAAUUGGUGAAGGAUUUGGAGAUGGCAGUGGAGAUUAAGAUGGAUUACAGGAAAGAUUUUAUGACAAUAAACCAACCAGUGCUGGUGAAAGCAGAAGAGAUAGGAAAUGGAAUUAGGCAGCUGAUGGAUUUAGAGAAUAAAAUCAGGGCCAAGGUGAGGAAGAUGAAGGAGAAAAGCGAAGCAGCUAUCAUGGAAGGUGGUUCAUCAUAUGUAGCUUUAGGUAAUUUUGUUGAGACUGUCAUGAAGAGCUAAUUUUAGCAACAAGAAGCUGGAACUGAUCUUGCCUAAACCAGUACUAUCAUCAGUUUUGCAUCAGUUCUUUAAAUAAAGUAGAGAUGCAACUUAUAUAUUUGCAGUCUCGGAGAGCAGCUUGUUCUAAGUUCAAAUGCUAUACAAUUGCAAUCUUCCCUCCUUUUCUUGCCCUUA